CACAACUCGUAUUUUUUUACCGUCACAGUUUCUUGCUUUUGUCUCGGGGACAUUAUUUUUUUAAAGUCUAGCUUGAUAAUGAAUUUAAAACUAAGCAUAAACGAAUAAAUUUUUAAUUUCGAAAGCAUAAAGGUCAACAAAGGAAGUUUGUAAAGUAAAGUCUAGUCCGUGGACGGGUAUAUAGGAAAGUGCUGUGCGUGGAAAAAAAUCUUUUUGUAAAUGUGCGGAAAUCGAGAGUGACGUAGUGCAGAAAAAUCAAAGAAAAGAUAAUAAGAAUCAGAAAAAUUUAAAUAAAUUGCAGUAUAUUGCAGAUUAUUGAUAUCGUGUUACUGCAGACAAGUAGAAUAAUAUAUUUUAUAUAGAUUUUGUAGCGUUAAAUUGUACGGAAAUAUUACAUAUUAUGAUUAUUUUAUAAUAUAUGUAAUAAGUGGAAAUUUUGUGUGGCAGCAGGGCGGCGACUGCAAAAAGCAGCGAUUAUGAGUUCCCGUAUAAAAACGGAUGUAAAAAAACUAUUCGAAUUUUGGUGUGAAGUCGCGCUCGUACAGAAUGCAGAUAAAGGGAGCACACCAACAGGCGGCAAUCAUACAUCUUCGUCAUGUGUCAUUGUCGAAAGCUUUCCAGAGGGAUAUCGCGACGAGAAGACAAUGGCUGAUAUACCCGCUUUCGCGUUUCCCUGCAAAAUCGAGGGUGACUCCGUGCAGUCUUACUCCUUCGUACUCACAACAGACGACUCAAAGUGGCGAUUUGGUUUCUGUCGACACGAUCCUAAGACGGAUAGAGCAAUGAUCAUAAUCACCUACUUGCCAUGGCACGACACAUUUUUGCGAUUAUUGACAUUACUCGCCGAACUGCGACGAUGCGAUGGCACCACAACAAUAACAACAACGAAUGUUGAUAAUUCCAACGAUGAAUUUCGUACUUUUCUCGCCGAGGCAUAUAAUCGCGGUGUGCCCGAUCCGGGUGGACAUUUGAAAUUAUUCUAUAGCGGCGGUCAAAAUUAUUUCGUGUUUGAGCGGCCGUUGCAUUUCCAAUUGCCCAGCAUACCCGCCAAUCACAAUUUAAAUCUGUAUUAUAAUUUUGUCGAUCCAAAGAACAUGAUUGCAGUAUUUGCAGCGAUGCUGGCGGAGCGACGAAUCAUUUUCACAUCGCGUCGUCUGGAUCGUUUGUCAUCGUGCAUACAAGCGGCGAAUGCGUUUCUAUAUCCUAUGGUGUGGCAGCACAUUUUUAUACCAGUGUUACCGAUGAAAUUGAAAGACUACUUGAGCGCACCCAUGCCAUAUCUGAUUGGCGUGCCGCAAACAGUACUUGAAACGAUGACACCCGAUGAGCUUGGCGAAGUUGUGAUACUUAACUGUGAUACUAAAGUCUUUCAAAGUCCCUUCGAUGAUGUACGCGAAAUGCCAGCUGAUAUUGUGUCACAAAUGAAGAAACAACUCAGCCACUCACACGAACAUAUUGGCGAUCGUGUUUCGAAAAUAUUCCUCGGUGUGUUAGUGCAGCUGAUAAGCGGUUAUCGCGACGCUGUAGAAUUCCGUGAAAAUGGCAAAACAUUUAACCGCGAUAAGUUUAUCGAAUCUCGUCCCAAACAUUUACGUCCGUUCCUUACGAAAAUGAUGGAAUUACAAAUAUUUCAACAAUUCAUUGAUGAACGUCUGCAAAUGCUCAACACCGGCUUAGGUUAUUCGGAUGAAUUUGAAUUGGAGACAGCGCGGUAUGCAGAGAAGAUGAAGAAACGACGACAUUACGAAUUUCUGAACAAUGUUAAGGAAAAGUACAAUGCGACGAAUCCAGCCGUAAAGUCUGCUGUGAAAUCGGUCAAAGAGGGUUCACGCGGCGUCAAGAGCGCAUAUAAAGACUUAAAAUCUAAAUUACGCGAUAUUACACCACCAAAUAGCUCCACAACUCACUUCCGUUCGCAUCUCACAUCCAACUCGCAACACGAUCGCAUUGACGGCACCAGUAUCGGUAGUGGCAGUGCUUUUGGUGUUGGUUUUGGUUACGGCAAAACUAAAUCGAUUGGCGGUCAUCAUUCAGCACCGAGUUCACCGAUUUUCAGCAAUAAACGUGUUACCGCAGCUGCAGGAGUUACGUGUGGCGCAAAUCAGCAAUCAACGGGUGCUGCUUCCUUUCAAUACGCUCGGCCGGAGGAUUUGAAUGGCUCCAACCAGUAUCUACGGCGUGCCACGCCUUUGGCUAUGUCCAGCUCGAGUGCGCACAUACAGUCGAACGGUUUUGCGGGCAUUACGCAUGGCACUGCUCAUCUUGCUGCUCAUUUGGCUCCGUCUCCAACUGUUAGCCCAGCGAGCUCGCUCUGUUCGUCGGAGAUGAAUUUAUCACAAGAACUACAAAAUCAUCCGUUAUUUCAACCACCAAUUGUGGAUCGUAGCCUUAAGCCCAGCAUGAGCUUAGAUUCGAACACUCACCAAACUCAUCCACAGCAUCACAACAAUCAUCAUCACCAUCGCUUACAACAAAAUCAAAGCUCAGCGAGUAAUAAUCAGCACCAGCAAGCUCGCCAGCGGCAGCAAAACGCCCAACAACAGCAGCAACAUCAACAUCAAAGACUCACAGCCACGCGUACAGGUGGCCCACCACCAGCAAGACCACCGCCACCAGCCGCACACUUGCUACAAUCAUUAACUGCUGGUGGACCAACAAAUGCAAUGCACACUGCAACAGCCAACCCACCAGUGUCCUAUUACAAUCAUCCACAAGUGCGACGUCAACUAACGGCACUCACAUUACAUCCAUAUAUAGAAACGAAGCCACCGCCGGUACCUCAACCGCCUACAAGGACUGUAAAUGAUGAGGAGGGCUCAAAUGCAGUAGAAACCAGUUCGGUGGCAAUGCCACAGACCGCAAAGCGCGCAUCGACCCUCAAUAGAAUAGUGUCAUCCGAUUUUAUUUAUGAUAAACCACCAGAUAUGCAAUCGCCACCAAUACCACCGAUACCACCGCGACGUCAAUGCACCGGGGAGAAUGUUGUUGGCGAGAGCAGUGCGGAAAGUGCAUACUUGACAUGCAUACGUGCGCCGCCAGCUCAUACAACUUCCACUGGUUCGAAGGCUACUACUGUCGGUGGUAAUGCGAUCGCUAUGGCCGCUGCAGCCGUACACGCGGGUAUACAGCGUUUGGAGCAUAAUUGCUGGCAAGAUUACGCCGAACGCAGUUUACUGCAACAUGAUGCGCUGCGCAAUUCGUCGUCUUCCAAUGCAUCCAACACAUCGGUAUCAUCAUCAUCGUUUGAUUCGAGUUGCGGUUCAUUUGUAUCGGCUGCAUCGUCGUCAUUCUUUCAUCAGGCACGGUCGUGUGAUUAUGACUCAACGAGAACAACAACACCAGCAGCUGAGACAGAGGCAGUGACAGCAUCUACGGAGACAACACCAGUGCCGGCGCCGCGGCAGAAAAAAGAGCAGUCUUUGCGUUCACUUCAGUCCCAACAUCUACCAGUGCCGGAGUUAUCGCUCAAAUCUGCCGCACCAUCGUCAACAUCCUCGCAGGAGGACACCAUGAACGAUCUAAUAUCAUUGGACGACAGUACGAAUACAAGCUUCGAUUUAGAAGAUUUCGAUCCACUAAAUCAGAAUGCACGACCGCUACCGUUGCGUAAUGGCAUGGCCAACACUAAUAGCAGUGCCAAGACGAAUGGUUUGAAAUCAACCACCUUGCCUGCCAAUACCAACACAUUGGGCAACACUCCCGCCGCCAGUAGUAGUAUAAGCAAUCCGUUGUAUCCUUACCACACGCCCCAACAUUCACGAUCUCCACAUAUGCGUGCACAGCCACAAACACGUGCACAUACAUCGGUGCAAUUGCAGCCGCCAACGGUAAAACCACCACCUCUACCAACCAGCAAGCCACCACCAAUGCCAGCACCAGAUGAGGAUUUUGAAUUGUUGCGCAAAUAUGGACUUGAUCAAUUCUCGUUGACCACAGCGACCACACUAACAACUGCAACAACGACGGCAGCAAAUGUUGGCGGCACCAGCAAUGGCAUCACUGGUGGCGGACUCGCCGGUACCAAUUGUGGUAUGCGCAAUUGGACUACCUUCGAUUGAGCAGCGGCUGUUGUGAAUGAACCGAUAAUUCUUUACUUCCCUACUUUACAUUCGAUGGCGAGUGUAAUUUUGGUAGUGAUUAUUGCUUAAAAUAUAAUUAGAUUAAUAUUUGCUGUACUCGUAAAUUUAAAUGUAUGUAGAAGCAAUGCAUUUUUCUCUUUUGUAUAUACCAGUUGAUUGCUUUAUACUCGUAAGAACGCGCUGAUGAAUCACAUAUAGUGAUAUUAUAGUGUAUGUAUGUACGCAGUAAAAUGUCAGGUACAUGCAUAUAUAUAGAUAUUUGGAGUAUUAAGGAGCACGAAAAUGAAACAUAUUCAUAAAACUAUAUAUUUUGUAAUAACAAUAGUUGUACGUAAUUAUGUAUUGUACUAGAUGUAAAAGCGCUGUGAUGAUUGGCAAAAAUAAACAAAUAAUAUAUAUAUCUAAAUAAACAUAAACAAAUAACAAUAUACAUACAUAUGUAUAAUUCUAUAGCGCAAAAUAAAAGUUUUAUCAAGACUAAUAUCGUUUUUAAAGAAAAUAUCAGUUGAAUAACAGCAUAUUUAGGUUGUAUAAAAUUCGAAAAGAUGCAGCGUAAGACAUUAAAUCCUAUUGUAAUGAUAAAACAUGCGAGCAAGCUAAUGUAGCUAUAGAUUAAGAAAUUCAAUCUCCAUUCUUGGCGAUUAGUCGAUGUCUAUAGUUGUCAAAUAUUUUUUCAAGUGCUACGCAAAAAGAGAAAGUGAAAGAUAAAAAAUAUUUAAUUCUUGUUCAAUAUACAUAUAUAGAUUUUAAUAUAGCCAAUAAUUUGAUAUGAAAAAAUGAGUUCGAAUUUGCAAAUGUAAAAAUACUAUGAAACAAUUGUCUCGUUAUGUGACUCCAUUUGACUGUAAAGAGUUUGUCAAAACUAAUACAAGUUUUCAAUUUGCCAACAUUUGUGCAGUAAGUGCGAGCCACCAAUAAAAAAAAUACCACUUCGAAGUGUUAUCUAAGAGAGUUGUA
This is a messenger RNA of Ceratitis capitata (Mediterranean fruit fly), 5036 nucleotides long. Its product is annotated as DENN domain-containing protein 1A. Gene Ontology annotation, cellular component: cytosol; intracellular membrane-bounded organelle. Gene Ontology annotation, biological process: endocytosis; endocytic recycling. NCBI's taxonomy places the organism in Eukaryota, Metazoa, Arthropoda, Insecta, Diptera, Tephritidae. Bases 477 to 4058 code for a protein of 1193 amino acids. Gene Ontology annotation, molecular function: guanyl-nucleotide exchange factor activity; phosphatidylinositol phosphate binding. The transcript has 11 exons. The record is from RefSeq and is a predicted model, not a curated record.